GUUGUAUCCGUCCGUUCUCAAUGACAUCUUGACAAUUGACUUCCCGUUCGCCGGAACCCCAGAUCUCCAAGCUUGUCGUCGGAUCGCAGCUUCGAGGUUUUUUUUCAGCAAAGUUUCCGUUCUGCAGCUUUUUUCUGCUGUCAGAUCCGGGAAAUGGACGACCACAACGCGGCGGUUAAGCGCAUCGUCGAGGUGGUUAAGGACUUCCACUCCCGCCGGGAACCUUUCCGCAUCUUCCACGGUUCCACAAGCAGCACCCGGCCCGCCCACCGCCAGCGCGUCGUCGACAUCAGCGAGCUGCAUCAUGUCCUUCAUAUCGACACCGCGGCAUCCGUCGCCGUCGUCGAGCCUAAUGUCCCCAUGGACCAGCUCUUCGCGGCUACCUACAGGUGCGGGUUUGUCCCGCCCGUAGUGAUGGAGUUCCCAGGCAUCACGGUCGGCGGCGGCUUCGCCGGGUCAGCCGGAGAGAGCAGCUCGUUCCGCUACGGGUACUUUGACCAGACGGUGCAGUCUGUAGAAAUGAUCCUCGCGAGUGGGGAGAUUGUCAAUGCCUCCAAGACGGAGAAUCCAGAUCUCUUCAAGGGUGCGGCAGGGGCCCUGGGGACCCUAGGUAUCGUCACAAAACUGGAGCUCAGGUUGCUCAAGGCCAAGCAAUUUGUCAAGCUCAGCUAUCACUCGUACUCGACGAUUCCGGAGGCCGUUGCUGCAAUUCAACGGGAGACGAACCUGGCGCACAAUGACUACGUUGAAGGACUGGUCUUUUCGAGGACGAGCGCUGCUGUUGUUACGGGUCAUAUGACGGAUGAUCUGCCCGACAAGUGCCAGCCCCAGACGUUCAGCAGGUCCAAGGAUCCUUGGUUCUAUCUGCAUGCACGAAAACGAAUCGCAAAUGGCACACCAACGCCAGAUUAUGUGCCGCUGCAGGACUACCUUUUUCGAUAUGAUCGAGGUGCUUUCUGGAUGGGCGAGUUGGCCUUCAAAUAUUUCGGCUUUGUCCCGUUCAACAGACUCACUCGCCGGGCUCUAAACCGUCUUAUGGACACGAGGACAUUAUACAAGGCCGGCCUGAGUGGCAACAGCCGAAUAACAUUCAAAUACACGAUCCAUGACCUCUCGCUGCCAUACACCACAGUCCAAGAAUUCAUCGACUAUGUGGCAGAUAACCUCGAAAUAUGGCCCCUCUGGUUGUGUCCCCUCCGUGCCACUGAGACCAUCGGCUUCCACCCAUACACGAUGGAGCCUGGCGGGGAGACGCCGCAGCCGAUGCUUAAUGUGGGCGUUUGGGGAGCGUCGUCAAGAAAGAUUGACAGGUUCGUCCGUCAAAACCGGGAUCUCGAGGCGAAGGUCAUGGAGCUGGGCGGACGCAAGGUGCUGUACUCCCACGCGUACUACACCGAGUCACAAUUCUGGGAGAUGUACGACAAGGAUUGGUACACAAAGCUGCGAGACCGGUACAGCGCAACGAGUUUACCGACGGUUUAUGACAAGAUUACGGUUGAUGUGAGCAAGGAACGGAGGAGAAAGUCACUGAAAGAUAGGCUUGCGAUCACGUGGCCGGUCGCUGGCCUUGUUGGUGUUUGGUCCGCAGUACGGAAGUGAAAGCAGAGCGAUUUAUACGGCCGAUAAUGGGAUGGUUGUUUGAUAUCUAUGGGCGAUGAUCAUUGUUCGGUGCCAUUUCUGGGAUGCUUGUAAUGUGUUAUGAGAGCAUGUUGCCAUGAUGUUGCGGAAUGUCGGCGUGCUUAUGUGCACUUUUCUUGGCGUCAAAUGUUUCUGCUUCCUGGAUACUUGGCGGAGUUCAAGGGCUUCUCUGUGUUCGAGUUACGUGGUUUUUGUGAUACCUGUCAUACCACUUUUGGGAUUUCGUUGUCGGUAGCAAGUUUAGCAUUCAGCCCCAGUACUGCGCA
Colletotrichum godetiae is the source of this 1904-nucleotide messenger RNA. Its product is annotated as FAD binding domain-containing protein. The record is from RefSeq and is a predicted model, not a curated record. Gene Ontology annotation, molecular function: Delta24(24-1) sterol reductase activity; FAD binding. The transcript has a single exon. Gene Ontology annotation, cellular component: membrane; cytoplasm. The coding region runs from base 154 to 1599 and encodes 481 amino acids. Gene Ontology annotation, biological process: steroid metabolic process. Lineage: Eukaryota; Fungi; Ascomycota; Sordariomycetes; Glomerellales; Glomerellaceae.